AUGCUUGUAGCGAUGGUCAUUGUUCUUUUCGCCUCUCAGGCUUUAUGCGUCGAGGCCACCCGUGGCCUGAGACUCUCCCGCGAUGAGCCCCCGGUUAUAGACGACUUUGCGUGGAACCUUCUUACGGAGAUUACUGGGGUUGAUGCGGGUGAUCACUUGGAGAAGCCUGGUGAAGGGGGGCCAGAGUCUCUCGCAUGCACUAAGAAGCCCGGCCCCGACAGACUCGAUUGCCCUGCUGCCAUAUCAGCCUGGACCGAGCUGACCGACGACGCCAGAAACAUCGCCAUCGAGGGUGGACGGUGUCGCUCAGCGACCAAGGGCACCUGUCGGGCGACUGCGUGUGCCCCAGGACAAGACAUCAGUGUUGGGCUUGACGAAGUCAUGGGGCGAAUGUGGAAUCCUGUGUCGAUGAGAUGCGUCCUUGGUGGAACGGGAGGAAUCUGGCAGAAUGAGGGGUCGACACUGGUGAUCGAGCUGGGCCGACCAUGA
Molecule: messenger RNA, 489 nt
Organism: Fusarium keratoplasticum
Lineage: Eukaryota; Fungi; Ascomycota; Sordariomycetes; Hypocreales; Nectriaceae
Exons: 2
Coding region: 1-489 (162 amino acids)
Source: RefSeq, a predicted model, not a curated record